Messenger RNA from Canariomyces notabilis, 445 nucleotides. RefSeq lists its product as uncharacterized. The record is from RefSeq and is a predicted model, not a curated record. Bases 100 to 324 code for a protein of 74 amino acids. The transcript has a single exon. Lineage: Eukaryota; Fungi; Ascomycota; Sordariomycetes; Sordariales; Chaetomiaceae.
AAACGUGAUCAACUUUCUCCAUAGCGCAGUCCACCGUCCCAGAUAUUCGACAGCAAUACUUUAGUACUUGCAGAGUAUUGAAAUGUCGAUGCGGUACCGAUGUGUAUAAGUAACGGGCCCCUUGAGCUGGGCGAAGUCGCUGCCAUUAGUACUUCGCACAUGAUCCCAACUCACCCCAUUAUCGAUGGUGGCUGGGUGGUUGGGUGGCUGUUAGCUUGUAGUGUACGGAGUACGGUGCAUAUGAAUUGGUUUUCUCUCCUAUUCAAUUCUCUUCUCAUUAUGGAUACUCUGUAUUACCUAGCAAACCGUCACCCUCCAAGGUAGGGCACGUCGAUCAGUCUAGCCUCGCGUCGCCCGCCGCAAGCGUACCUUAGAUUCACAAGUAUGGCUUAAGGGCUUUCCUCUUGUAGCCACGGAUAAGACAAUUGGGCUUCGGGACCCAACA